AUGGUCAUUGAAGAAAUUCAACUGGUCUUGCUUUCCAAACUUAGUCCAUCUGAAUCUUUCCUGUGCUGGGAUUUCUGGAGUUAUUCCAUCCCACCUAGGUUGAGGGUGUUUGAUCUUUCUUAUAAUGGCCUAAAUGGUUCUAUUCCAAGAGAAUUGGGUAGUUUAAAGAAUCUCAUUACAUUAAAUUUGAGCCAUAACCAUUUUCGCGGUCCAAUUCCUUCAACUGUUGCUCUUUUUUCCAACCUCACUCAUCUAAAUAUGUCAUCUAAUGAAAUUAAUGGGUCUAUUCCAAUUGAUUUAGGAAAGCUGAAGAACAUGGUUUCUCUGGACCUGUCUCACAACAGGCUCCAAGGACACCUCCCAUCCAGUAUAUUCCAACUGAACAGAUUGACUUCCCUAUCAUUUUCUCACAACAAAAUCAAUGGUUCCAUACCUCCGGCUUUGGGUGAUCUAACCAAUUCGGUGGAGUUGGACCUUAGUUCAAACGAAUUUGAUGGUCCACUCCCUCUGGAAAUUAGAAAACUAAGAAACCUAGAGUCGUUAGUCCUUAACCAAAAUCAAUUGAUUGGUUGCAUUCCAUUAGAAAUUGCAAAUUUGAAGAACUUAACAUUUCUGGAUGAAAGCUGA
Molecule: messenger RNA, 627 nt
Organism: Humulus lupulus (European hop)
Lineage: Eukaryota; Viridiplantae; Streptophyta; Magnoliopsida; Rosales; Cannabaceae
Product: LRR receptor-like serine/threonine-protein kinase ER2
Exons: 3
Coding region: 1-627 (208 amino acids)
Molecular function (GO): protein binding
Source: RefSeq, a predicted model, not a curated record